AUGUGAGGAUAGUAGACUAUUACAUAACCCUGAUCAGAGUCAGUGUGGAGGAAGUGUGUGAGAGACGGUGCAAGUCUGGUUGUAAUUUGCUCUACCUGCUGUCUUACCCACCAUGGCUACCUUGCUAGAGCUGUCAGAGAGGGACAGUGGUGUGGCCAGCAGUGAGGCCACCCCGGAGAGUCAGAUAUUGAGCCCUACUGCUCAGAAAGAGGCAGCCAAGGUGAUGGGGGAAGCGGUUGAGGCGGCUGCUGCUGCACGAGUGUCGUCUGCUGCUCAGGACGACACUUCCAGUGUUAUAUCCAGAGCUUUGAGGGACGACGACGAUGAUGACGACAACGAGGUGAGUGUUGGGAAAGAAAGGGGUGUCCAGAGCUCUCAGGGAUGAUUCCAGCGAGGUGAG
Molecule: messenger RNA, 400 nt
Organism: Cherax quadricarinatus
Lineage: Eukaryota; Metazoa; Arthropoda; Malacostraca; Decapoda; Parastacidae
Source: RefSeq, a predicted model, not a curated record